Tuber aestivum (summer truffle) is the source of this 4657-nucleotide messenger RNA. The record is from the annotation of a GenBank genome assembly. NCBI's taxonomy places the organism in Eukaryota, Fungi, Ascomycota, Pezizomycetes, Pezizales, Tuberaceae.
UCUGGCUGCUGUUGCUGCGAGACCACUGCAUUAGCCAAACUUUUUUUUUUUUACCAAUCCAUCCAUCACCACCGAACCCACAAUCUAAACCCCGUCACCCAGGCUUUUUUUCUUUCCCUUUCCUCCUUCCUUUCCCUUCGCUUUUCCUCUCUCUUCACAAAAAACGGAUUAUUCGCUACCUCUCUCGCCCACCGCCGGUCCUCCCCGUCCUCCUAUUAUCCUUCGUGUUUCCCGUUUUAUAUACAAUUUUUUUUUUGUUCAUUUUCAUACCCUUUCUCUGGUCGACUCUUCUUACUUUCCCGCUUCUCUUCGCUACUUAUCCAUCAUUUGUUCCGGGGUGUUUGAUCUCCGGUUGCAAUUGCCGUCAUUGUCGAGACUCCUAAUCGAUACGACAAAGAUACGGCGUGCCCGCUAAUAUACCCUAGCGAAUACUUACACCCAAACACGCUUUGAAAGUCGUGUCGUCUCUUCUCAAUCCUUUUCCAAUCCUCCUUCGACAAACUCGAGGGAAGUGUGUGUGUGUGUGUUUAAAGAGUCGCCUUCACACUUCAACAAAGACUUCUCGACAAUGGCCACUACCUUGGGUCUGACCAGUGGCAUUCAUCAUGUCCUUCCACAGAAACCGACUUUCGACGUCACUUCUUCCUCCAACAUCUCCGAUGCCAUGGGUGACAACGACAUGCUUACAUCCGAUGGUGACAACUCGACACUCGAAUCGCUCACUUACGCAUUCUCAAUUCCUUUCUCCUUUAUACCGGGUCCGGAUCCAGAUCAAAUAGUUUUAGCCACCGCCCAAGCGAGGGAGCGAUGGCUGCAUCCGCCCGACUCGCCCCCCAACCUUCCGACAAGCAGGCUUCCUGUGCACCAGAGGAGCAUCAACGAUGUCCAGGAGUUGUGCAAGAGAUUGUCUCCGGGGCUGGUAGCCAGGACGACGGUCUCCGUGACGGAAUUGACGGCUGAGAAUGCCUUGAGGAAAAAGCCGACAACUUCUGUGGGAUUGUGGAUCGCGGGGGAGCCUGCUGAGGUUCAUAAGACUCGGGGUUUCAUUCUGCAGAGCGUGCCGGUUGCGAUGGUAGGUGGUUCACUCGACCGAUCGUUGUCAUGGCAGGUUUUGGGGUGCGGUUGCUAAUAAUUUUCUCCUGGUAGCGGAGGUCUUGUGUCAACAUUGACCACGAUCAGUACUACAUUUCGGAGGGCGUGCCAAAUCCACGGAUCACGGUUCAUUUGGAGAGGAUUGCUCAGUUUACGGGAACGGACAUAUUUGUCCUGAAGCCUCCCGAACCGACCUCGAUCGUCGCGGUGGACCAGGGCUCCGAGGCUAGUCAAAACAGGAGGUUGAAGAUCAGCAUUUUCGGAGACUAUGAGAGCGUCGAGCAUGCCAAGACUAGGGUUCUGAUCAUGAUUGAUGAUUUGGUGAGUUUGGUUUUGCUACCGUGGUGGUUGUUUCAUUUCCACUAUCGUCCGAAGUUGUCUAACUCAUGCACCCUUCUAGCUGGGACAAAAAAUCGUCCCUAUGCUCAUAGAGCUGUCCCUUCAGAGCAUUAUUUGCGGUCGUGCGCGCAAAAAUGUCAAAUUGAUUGAAUCUGCCACGAGGACCGCCAUCUACUUUCCUCCUCCAUUUCCCCAAGUAUACGGGUAUUCACCCCCGGGUGGCACCCGGCGCGAUCCCGACCAGGUAUUCAUCGCCGGCAGCUCCCGUGAAGACAUCGCCAAAGCGGAGAGAAUGCUUCUCAACUUGGUAACUUCCGUAUAAUCUUCCCGGGAUUGACAGGCAGACCUCAGGACUAACUGUUUGUUUAGGCUGUGAACAUGAGGAUAUUCGUCAAGGACGUUUCUGUAACGCUUACCAAGAUUGACUAUAUCCUUCUUCAGAGAUUAGAUGAUGUGAAGAAAAUCAUGGAUGCAAAUGGGACGUUUGUCCAAUUUCCCCUUCUGGGAUCUCCGGCCAGCUUGAUUCGCGUACAGGGCACCGAGACUCUCCACCUGGAGCGCACGAUCAAGGCGAUUAUGGUCAUUUGUGGACAGUAUUACAAUGCCUCAUGGUGGGUUAUGGAUUCGCCAAUUGCUCGCUUGUUGCCCAAGCCCCUCGAGGUGCAGAAGCUCCUGAUCGACGUGGCAGCCUUCACGGGUGUUUCGAUCGCUUUCAACAAACAAGUAUUCGAAUUCAGCGGAUCGGAUGAGAAUGUCAAGGCGGCAAUGCACAUGUUGAGCGAUGUUCCUUUCGUGAAGGAGAACCCAUAUCAGAUCCGGGUAAAGAUUGAGCUGGCGAACGAGCACAAGGAGUUUGUUUCUGGCAAAAAGAAUGGAAAGAUCAACAAGAUUAUGAGCCAGUCAAACAUCCAAAUCAUCUUUGACACUUUCAAUGAGUACAAUUUCUUUAUCGAUGUUUGUGGUGGAAAGUUCGACACCACCAUGUUGGGGUUAAAGUUGGUUGAGCAGGAGCUACCGGCAGCUGUCUCCUUCCAUGUUCCGGACUCUUACCAUAAGCGAAUUAUUGGCAUCGGUGGACAGCAUAUCCAGAGGAUAAUGAAAAAAUACUCUGUAUUCGUCAAGUUCUCGAAUGCUAUGGAGAGGGGGACAAGUGGAAGGUCGGAGUCCGAUGGCUCAAAGGUGGACAACGUCAUCUGUAGGACGCCGGCUAGAAACGCGGCCAACCUUGAGCUGGUCAAAUCAGAAAUUAUGGGCAUGGUACAGCGCGCGGAUGCUGAUAUCGUACAGGAGCAUGUUGACAUCCCGAGACUGCUGCAUCGUACUCUGAUGGCGAAUCGCAAGGUCCUAGAUGAUUUGGAGCACAAGUGGGGAUGUACAAUCAUAUUUCCGAGUACGGAAAUGGCGAGUGACAUCGUGACCAUCAAGGGGCCUCAAUGGCAGGUUCCUCAUGCGGUUCAUGAGGUCUUGGUAAGUGCUCCCGUGACUAGUCGAUCAUUUGCGCCCCUGACUAUUUUUGCAGGCCCUUGUUCCGGAAACACAUAUAAUCCGCUUGAAGAGUUCCCCGGAGCUGGAAGAACUUUUGCAGCAAGAUGAGUUCAAAAAGAACAUCGCCGAUCGAAUGGACACACAGUUCGGGAUUCGGCCUCAGCCAUCGAUUGACUAUGCUAGCGAGUCCCCCGGUGGUAGGAGGUCCGGUAGUGGAGACGAUUAUGUGGAAAUCACUUUCACUUACACCCGUGACAAUGCUGGAGCUCUCCGAGAUGCUAUUGAAAUGUUGACGAACUUUCUUCUUUCUCACGGCAUCCAAACAGACUCGAUCAAGGGUACACUCCCUCGACCAAAGUCUGACUCAUUUGAGGAUUUUGUGCCAUUUUUCCAUUCAGCGGUGCUUCAAAAACCACCACAGUCUAGGGUUGGGAGCUCUAACGGGUCGGUAAGAAGACUUUCCGGAGACGGGGCAUCAAUAUUCGGCGAUCAGGCUUCGCACCCCGAGCCGGCUCAAUUCACUGAUACCACUGAAGCUGCAUUCUACGAUGGGGAUAGGAAAGCCUCGUUAUCUGAUGCGGGGCUUGUCAGGCCACCAGGGAGUUCCGGUUCCAUAAGCUCUACAAGGACCAGCUUUAGUCUCGGGAGGAAGGGCUCUACUGUUUGGGAGGGGGGGUUGGAGGCCACCGGGCUCCCCGAUGGGGAGGAAUGGACAAAGCUGGAGAGCGACAGAUCCAGGUCCAAUUCGGUGACCACGUAGCGUCGGUCGGAAUUUAUGGCUACUUUUUUUCUUUUUUUUUCGGUGUUGGUGGUUUACGCAUCAUCCCCUUUGGCCAAAUUUUAUGAUACCUGUCUUUCUUUCCUCUGAUAUCUCUCCCCUUCUACUUCUCCGGGCGGCCUCUCGUUUUCAAAGACCUUAUUAUAUACCUUUGAUGAUCCGGCUUUUAUCGUCUUGCGAGUAUUAGUCUCCCUUCUAGCACCUCAUUGGCAUUUACAUUGUUGGAGUUUUAGCAGAUUGGUUCUCUCCUCUUUCCACCCUUUGGGACUUGCAUUUUAUAUUCCUGCCACCUCCCGCGAUCGCUCUUCCCGAGUUUCCACCAUCCUCCUACCAAGUUACCUUACUUCAUUGUCAAUAUUGAGAAUUCCUUCUUCCCUUCGUUGUAUCUUUUUUUUUUUAUACUCGUCCCUUCCUCCACCCCCAUACCAAACUUUUGAGAAUGAAGCGAGUAUUAUUGCACGCUUCCUUCUUUCCUUCUUUCCUUUUGUCUAUUUUUUUCUGGUGGGCGUUUUAUCUGUUCUUUUGUUUAACAAAAGGGGAUCGGAGCACAAAAGAAUGGGGGAUGGACAGGGAAGGUGCGGAGCAUGGUUUUAUACGGUGGAGACCUCAUUUCUCUCAGUUCUUUUUUUCCCUUUCCUUCCAACUCUACUUUUGUAUUCGCCAUUGGCGAUUAUUUAUUUUAUUUUUACGGGAGGUGUAUAGUUUGCUGUACAGUACAGAGUUUUAGUUUUACUCGGUUGGCUAUAAUAGCUAUGGCGAAGAGAAGGGGGCUGUUUGUUGCGGUCUAUCUGGCAUAGUGGUUCAGUGAGUUGAGUCAUCGAACUUGUGUGGAUGGGGGUCAUUGUUUGGUGGAUAGCCAAUUAGGUUAUGACUUUGUCAGCGCUGCUGCAUUGGUUAAUUAGUUUUGCGUAUUAGUUCUGUGAGGUGUAUAGCUCUCUUCGCAAAUGAGUCACGUCGGACCAC